Molecule: messenger RNA, 615 nt
Organism: Mucor mucedo
Lineage: Eukaryota; Fungi; Mucoromycota; Mucoromycetes; Mucorales; Mucoraceae
Product: acyl-CoA N-acyltransferase
Exons: 5
Coding region: 60-509 (149 amino acids)
Biological process (GO): N-terminal peptidyl-glutamic acid acetylation
Cellular component (GO): NatA complex
Molecular function (GO): protein N-terminal-serine acetyltransferase activity; protein-N-terminal-glutamate acetyltransferase activity
Source: RefSeq, a predicted model, not a curated record
GUUUGACCCCCUUCCCUUUUACAACUCUUUUUUCUUUUAAAAAAAGCAACAUUUCAAAGAUGAGUAUUCGACAAGCAACCCUGGACGACUUGAUGGGUAUUCAAGCACUAAACUUGAUUGAUUUGCCCGAGAAUUACAAUAUGAAAUUUUACUUGUAUCACUUUGUAAGAUGGCCUCAGCUAAGUUUUGUUGCUGAAAAUAAUGAAGGAAAGCUGGUUGGAUACGUGGUUGGAAAGAUGGAUGAUGAGGAGCCAAGUGGGCAUAUUGUUUCACUUUCAGUGAUGAGAACUUAUCGUCGUCUUGGUCUUGCUCAAAUUAUGAUGAAGCAAACUACAGCACAAAUGAAGCAAGUAUUUGGAGCAGAGCAUGUGUCACUUCAUGUUCGUAAAACAAACAGAGCAGCAUAUGGACUUUACAAAGACUCUUUGAAAUUCAGAGUUGAUACAAUUGAAAAGAAAUAUUAUGCUGAUGGUGAAGACGCUUAUGUGAUGAAGCUUCUUUUGGAUUAAAUAAGUGUGACUCGCUUAAAAAACGUAGCUUUUUUCCUUUUUUAAGGCAUACGAUUAUCCCCCCACCCACCCCUCCCUUUCCUUUUUUUUUUUUUUUUUUUUUUUU